UCCGGCAACACUGUUGUUCAACAUCAUUGCUCUACCACAAACAUCGACAAAACGAAAACAGCUCUUUAUUUAUUUACCUUUGGAGCUAAUACUUGGGAAGGACGGAUUGUCAUUGGCAUCCUCCCGCCCAACCAUGUCAGAAACAUUUGAAUGCGCCCAUUGCCGCACCACCCUCCUGACCGAACUGGAUUUGCGGAAUCACGAACGCCUCCACCAACGCCAUCCGCCCACCACUCCCCCGAGCCAGUUAUGGCAGGCCUCACCCAAAAUCGUGAAGGUCAAUCAAACCUCCAUCCGAUGUCAGAUGUGCACGGAUCGGUUCCCCACGCCCAAAGAGCUCCAACGUCAUUGCCGACAAGAGCAUCCUGAGCACGAGAGGUCGGAUAUCUUCUCAUGCCAUUUCUGUCCCGCCGUCUUGUUCCAUCAGAGCGACUUGGCCACCCAUGAGCGACUCCACCAGGUACCCAUCGACCAAUUUUCCACGGCUCCUCCAGCUGACCAGGUAUCCAAAUUUGUGGCGCCCAAGACGCACAAGAAACGCUCGACGGAGAAGGGUCCUUUCAUUUGUGCCUAUUGUGGCAAGAUGUUGACCACACGAUCGUCCUUUGUUAUCCACGAACGGACGCAUACGGGCGAGAUCCCGGAGCGGCCAUUCGUGUGCGAGACGUGCGGGAAAGGCUUCACGUCCAAGUGUAACAUGUUGCUUCAUAGUCGAAUCCAUAGUCAGGAAACACCUUUGACGUGCCAGACAUGUGAAUUGACCUUUAGGACCAAACGUGAAUUAGUGGUGCAUGGUAGGAGUCAUAAGGCAGGGCUUCAAAUGCCAGUUUUGCCAAGAGACCUGUGACCACAAGAGCUUGAUGAUGCAGCAUGAAAGGCUCCAUUCGGGCGAGUCGGCGAGUCCGUGGGCGUGUGCGAGUGUGAUAUCUGCCACAAAUCCUCGAGUGCCAAACACACCCUCAAUUAUCGUAUGAGCACUCAUCUCCGCUCGGAGGCUCAACUCUGACAUGCGAACCUUUGUAUGCUAAAUAUAACCGUUAUGAGCCUUGAUCUCGAA
Messenger RNA from Tigriopus californicus, 1057 nucleotides. RefSeq names its product zinc finger protein 544-like. The transcript has a single exon. The coding region runs from base 134 to 847 and encodes 237 amino acids. The record is from RefSeq and is a predicted model, not a curated record. Lineage: Eukaryota; Metazoa; Arthropoda; Copepoda; Harpacticoida; Harpacticidae. Gene Ontology annotation, molecular function: DNA-binding transcription factor activity, RNA polymerase II-specific; RNA polymerase II cis-regulatory region sequence-specific DNA binding. Gene Ontology annotation, biological process: regulation of DNA-templated transcription.